AUGCACGAGGAACUGUAUCUGUACCAACUAGGACUAGUGAUGGGCCGCAUCUCCGAACGAAAUCAAAGCCCCGAAGUGGACUACGCGGUGACCCUCGAGAUCGACAAGGUACUCGAGAGUUGUCGAGCCUGCAUGCCAUCGUCGUGGUGGCAGUCCAACCAAUUCGACACAUCGUCCCCACAAGAGAUCUUUGCGGAGAAUUCCAAGAAGAUCCGCUUCCACACCACGCGCAGACUCCUGCAUCUCCCCUUCAUGUUGAAGGGCUACAACAACCCCCAAUUCGAGCCGAGCAGACUCGCCACCCUCGAAGCGUCUGCAGCGCUUAUAUCGUACUACCGCCGGCUUCGCGAGGAGGACUUGUCCGCGCUGAAAAUGUGCGAUAUGGCCGAUUUCGAAGUCUUCUGCGCGGCGUUGACCAUCACGAUAGACCUGCUCUGCCGCGCGCGGCCGAGCGACGAAGCUCGGAGAAGCUGGCAAUCCGUCGUCAACGUCGCUCACGAUCUUCAUCGCGUCUCGGAGCACGUCAGCUGCGCGGUGGCAGCGAAGGCGGCAAAGGUGCUUCUAGAGCUGAGCGCAGCACGCCAUCAAUGGGGCCUUUCCAACACCCGCAUCACCCUCGACAUCCCCUACUUUGGCCGGAUUUGCAUCCGGCAACUGUCCAUGUCGAACUCCUUCUGUAGAGGCGAUUCGAACACGCAAUCCCCCCAGCAGACCUCCGAGCUAGGGGAAACGGCGAAUAAGAGAUAUGACGCGUCGCUCGAAGGCUGGUGUUUCCCAUAUCCGAGCGACCGUGCGCCCCGGUACAAUAUCGAGCUAGGCAUAUCGACAGUGCCAGAUUUCGAUGAUACGAUUGAUUGGAGCUGGUUCCUUUCAAACGAGGACUUGGGUGUUACGACCCUGCCUACGAUUUAA
Neohortaea acidophila is the source of this 912-nucleotide messenger RNA. RefSeq lists its product as uncharacterized. Bases 1 to 912 code for a protein of 303 amino acids. NCBI's taxonomy places the organism in Eukaryota, Fungi, Ascomycota, Dothideomycetes, Mycosphaerellales, Teratosphaeriaceae. The transcript has a single exon. The record is from RefSeq and is a predicted model, not a curated record.